This is a messenger RNA of Canis lupus familiaris (dog), 2731 nucleotides long. It is a transcript of the gene SLC29A4, whose product is annotated as solute carrier family 29 member 4. The coding region runs from base 149 to 1729 and encodes 526 amino acids. NCBI's taxonomy places the organism in Eukaryota, Metazoa, Chordata, Mammalia, Carnivora, Canidae. The record is from RefSeq and is a predicted model, not a curated record. Gene Ontology annotation, biological process: nucleoside transmembrane transport. The transcript is spliced from 11 exons. Gene Ontology annotation, molecular function: nucleoside transmembrane transporter activity; monoamine transmembrane transporter activity. Gene Ontology annotation, cellular component: plasma membrane.
UCCCUGGUUACCCUGCUAAUUUGCUCACAAGCCUCCUCUUGUAAAUAGAGAGUACAAAGGCUCCUGUGAACAGCGUGCCCGACGAGCAAAUUCUGACUUCACUGGAAAGGCUUCAGACGGAGCACAGCAAGCCCCAGCACGGGCUGCCAUGGGCUCCGUGGGCAGCCAGCGCCUCAAGGAGCCCAGCGUGGCGGGCACGCCAGACAGGAGCGUGGUGAUGAGCUUCAGCUUCGACAGCUGCCAGCUGGAGGAGGAGGUGGCGGCGGGGACGGCUCAGGGCCAGGGCGGUGUGGCUGGGGUUGUCCCGGCUCUCGCGGACUCCGCGGUAGAGGAGCCGGUGCCCGACGACCGCUACCACGCCAUCUACUUUGCGAUGCUGCUGGCCGGCGUGGGCUUCCUGCUCCCGUACAACAGCUUCAUCACCGACGUGGACUACCUACACCACAAGUACCCAGGGACCUCAAUUGUGUUCGACAUGAGCCUCACGUACAUCUUGGUGGCACUGGUGGCCGUGCUCCUGAAUAACGCGCUGGUGGAGAGACUGAACCUGCACACCAGGAUCACCGCGGGCUACCUCUUGGCCUUGGGCCCCCUCCUCUUCAUCAGCAUCUGUGACGUAUGGCUGCAGCUCUUCUCUCGUGACCAGGCUUAUGCCAUCAACCUGGCCGCUGUGGGCACCGUGGCCUUGGGCUGCACAGUGCAGCAAUCCAGCUUCUAUGGGUACACGGGGAUGCUGCCCAAGAGGUACACCCAGGGCGUGAUGACCGGGGAGAGCACGGCGGGCGUGAUGGUGUCCCUGAGCCGUAUCCUCACCAAGCUGCUGCUGCCGGACGAGCGGGCCAGUACGCUCAUCUUCUUCCUGGUGUCCGCGGGCCUGGAGCUGCUCUGCUUCCUGCUGCACCUGCUGGUGCGACGCAGCCGCUUCGUGCUCUACUACACCACGAGACCCCGCGACAGCCGUGGGGGCUGCAGGGCCGGCUACCGCGUGCACCACGACGUUGCUGCGGGGGACAUCCAGUUUGAGCACCAUUGCCCAGGCCUAGCCAACAGCGGGUCCCCGAAGGACAGCCCAGCCCACGAGGUGACCAGCGGCGGUGGGGGCACCUACACGCGCUUCGACAUGCCACAGCCGAGAGUCACGCGGAGCUGGCCCUCCUUCAGAGCCCUGCUGCUGCACCGCUACGCCGUGGCCCGCGCCAUCUGGGCUGACAUGCUCUCCAUCGCCGUCACCUACUUCAUCACGCUGUGCCUCUUCCCGGGUCUCGAGUCCGAGGUCCGCCACUGCGUCCUGGGCGAGUGGCUGCCCAUCCUCAUCAUGGCUGUGUUCAACCUCUCCGACUUCGUGGGCAAGAUCCUGGCAGCUCUGCCCAUGGACUGGCGGGGCACCCACCUGCUGGCCUGCUCCUGCCUGCGCGUGGUCUUCAUCCCCCUCUUCAUCCUGUGCGUCUACCCAAGCGGCACGCCCGCCCUGCGCCACCCGGCCUGGCCCUGCGUCUUCUCUCUGCUCAUGGGCAUCAGCAACGGCUACUUUGGCAGCGUGCCCAUGAUCCUGGCAGCGGGCAAAGUGAGCCCCAAGCAGCGUGAGCUGGCAGGCAACACCAUGACCGUGUCCUACAUGACGGGGCUGACGCUGGGCUCCGCUGUGGCCUACUGCACCUACAGCCUCACCCGGGACGCCCCCAGCAGCUGCUUCCACACCUCCACAAACACCUCCUUCCCCGGCCUCUGAGCCAGGCCUGGCCACCCCCGAGGCCCGAGGCCCCCUCCCCGCCCCUGCCUGCAGUGCCUGCGGGGCCCCGGCCUCCUCCCCGUGCCAGUCACGCCCCCUCUGGGCCCAGCUGCCCUGUCACUCCGGCCCCAGGGCUAUGCUGAGCCAUCCCAGGGCCACCCAGGGCCGCCCAGCACUGUGCUCCCCGUCCUGUCUCGCACCUGCCCUUCAUCCCCUGUGUGCGGUGGCCCCGACUCUAGCCAGGCCAGUGCUCUCUGGGGUCACAGCCGUCCCCAGCCAGAAGAGCAGGCCACCAGCGGGGGCCACUCUUGGCGACCCCCACCCAUGGCCACCUGUCCCCGCCAUCCAUGGCACCUGACCCCACCCUCUUUCACCAGGGAGCCCUCCCCAAGGAGAGGGCCUCUCCCCUCUACCUGUCCCUAAACACUAGUUCUCCCAAGCAAAAUGCAUUUGCCACGACGGUAUAGUAGCCCUGGAUCUGAAUGCCCUCAGACCGUGGUCUACACUGGCCUCUCUACCACCAUAGCUUGUGCGCUGGCCUGGGUGCACCCACCCCGCAUCGAGAGCCCCCCUCCAUGCACCCAGGCGCCCACCUAGGCCACAGGCCUGGGAGUCUGCACCUGACCGGGGACCCCUGUCCACUUCUCUGGCUCCACCCCAUCCGUCUGUAAUGCCGCAAGGGGACACACGCAGGCUGAAGUCAUCUCUUGACUUAGACCUUGAUCCUCACCCAGCGAGGCCCAAGGAAGGACAGGAGUCACUGCAAGUAGGUGGGGGGGGUCCCCUCCCCAGUCAGGAUCCUCAAGCUCCAAGUCUGGGGUGCCCUGAGCUGAGGGGAUUCUGGAGCAUCUUGCCAAAGACAGACUUUUCCAGGGGGAGGAUGGCCUGCCCUGCCACGCCCAUGGCACACUUGUGACCACCCUGGCCCUCUAUGUCCUGUCCACCUGUCUGUCCACUAACUACCGCACUGGCCAUUAAAAUAUGAAGGCAGAGAACUGCCCA